UCGAUGCCAUAGAAGAACCUUUUGGUUCCAUAAAGAACCUUUAACAUAAGAAGAACCUUUCUGUCACACAAAAGGUUCUUUGAUGCGAGAAAAGGUUCUUCAGAUUAUAAAAAAAUAAGAAAGAGAUGGUUCUUUGUGGAACCGAAAAUGGUUCUUCUAAGGCAUCGCUGUGAAGAACCUUUUAAGCACCUUUAUUUUUAAGACUGUGUAUGUUUAGAGGAAUGUAUAUUUUUAGCAAACUGUGACAGAUGACAAUGAUCAUUACAAAGUUACAUCCUGAACGCAUACAGUGUAUAAGAUAAAAUGAAAGAUCAAUAAUAUUGAAUUAAAACUUUUGUGUCAUAAAUCUUAUUAUAAAAUAGAUCAUGUGUUGUUUGGUCAACAGCCAUUUUUUGGUUCGCAAAGCACAGCCACAAUAAGCUAUUAGUAUCGCAGUAUCAUUAGUAACAGAACCCAUUGUGUAUUUUUGGCAGGGACUAAAAGGGACAUCACCAAACACUCUUUCUCUUAUGGCUCAAACUUACUGUUAACCUGUCCCCUGCAACCACCUUCCAUAUCGAGAUCAUUUUUACCAUCCAAUCAGUCCCUGAUGGAUAAAAAUAGCCGGUUUCAUUCAGUUAUAUAUCUUAUUGUAGAAGUCAAAAGGGUUGCGAACACUUUAAGAAGAAACUGCGAGUCAUUUCAGUCUGAUGUACUGAUGGCAGAUAAUCCCCAACGAUGCAUUGAAGGUUCAGAUGUAUCUUUUGUCUUUGAGGUUUUCACACUCGUCUUGUCUUUUUCUGUGUCCUUCUCAGCAGCAUUAUAUGUAGUUCUGUAUUGCGUUGUGUGUUAUUGGAGUGCUGCAUGCCGAUUAUUCCACUCAUCCAUGUGAAAUAUGAAAGGAUCGUGUAGUGGACAUCUGUUCACCGGUUAAUAAAACCAGGGCUUGUAAAGACACAUUUAAGCAGUAAUAAAACCAACCGGGGACCAAGUGGGGAAAUUAUUGUGUAUACAGUGUCCUGACUGCAUAAUGUAUAAUGUUUAUAUGAGAGAUGUAUUUCUGUCUGUCCAGCAAUGAAACAGACUGUUGAAUCGUGUGUGUAUAAAUAUGUUUGUCUCCUCACUGGCUUAUACUUCUGUUCAACUGAAUGCGUCAAGAUAUCAAAGAAUAUUUUAGGACAGGGAAUUAUUUUAUUUGGACAGAAAAGAGAAUGCUUUUCAUUUCUGAUAUUUUGUUUGUGAUGAAUCUCAAUGUCGAUGUACAGUCAAUGUAAAACUCCAAAUGUGAUGUUCAAAACACUCAAUAAAAUGUAUAUGACUAUUUUGCAUUCUUACAUUUUCACAUUAUACCAUCACCAGCUAAAUAAGUUUGAAGUGUUCUGCCUUGAUUAUAUUUAAACCAUUGCAAUAUGUUCAUUUUUGCGUUUCAGCAGCUAAUUAAUAAUGUAAUGAAUUAACAUUAAUAAUGGGAAUGAUUAAAUGUCUCAAUCAAGAUAUUUUAUUUUGUGUAAUUUUGGGGAGAAAUACCUUAAGAUGACAAAUAGCACAUGUGGCUCAGUUAAAAAACUUAAUCACUCAGAAGCAAAUAUCAGUCUGUUUACAUGAUGAACUUUCUCUUGCACUCUGCACUUUAUUUAGUUUCCUUUUUUGAAGCUCAGCUCAACUUCAGGGAUAAAUGCAGGACAUUUAUCAUAAUCUUAUCUGGUGCUCACAGAAGUGAUCAUCACGUGACACACCAGCAGCUCUCGUUGGAUGAAACAAACUGUCCGUCUGAGGAAAAACGUCUGUCGUUUACAGAAACAGUACUGCCUAUAUAAAUAUAGAGGGAAAUUGCAAUAUUGAAUUUUUAUGGACUACAUCUAGAAUCAGAAUGGAUAUUGGACACCCCCUAUUUCUGUAGAUCACAUAUUAAAAGAGAUGCAGUUCGGUGGUGGUUUAACAGCUCUUGUUUGGUGCUCAGUCUUUGCACACAUCCACUGCGACUCCUGCAGAUGCGUGACCUUACCAUCUGCAGGUGUGAGGGCGAACUGCAGCUCGCAGGGCUUUAGGUCGAUCCCUCAACUGCCUGCCGAUGUCACAGAGCUCCUGCUGCAACACAACCUCCUGACCACAGUGACUCCAGGCUAUUUCGACGCGCUCCUUAACUUACAGCUGGUCAACUUAUCCGAGAACCCGUUCAACUGUGAAUGCAACAUCCGCUACCUAAGUCACUGGCUGAAGAGAAAUCAAGCCCUGUCUGGGAUAGCCGUGUGUGCCAGUCCUGCUGAACUCGCCCACAGGCCCAUUGAUGGGCUCGCGGAUGCCGAUUUCCCCUCCUGUGUCUCCGCUGAGUGCUCUGGAUGGGUAUAUAACAGUGUUUUAUGCUUUGCGCUUUGCUUUCUCAUUGGCUUGCUGCUGUGGUGCCUGCAACUCGCCAGAAACUCGACAUUUACUCUAGGAAUCGAUGAGAGACACUCUGGACUGGAGGCCGAAGCUCUUCGAUCGCUCAAGCCUAAACACAGAGCUAGGAUGAGACGCAGUAUUGGAAGUGAUGACAUGGACAACCCUUUACUGAACAUGGAACUUCUUCCUCAGAUACUGGACGUCCUGCACAAGCAGCACAACAUCAAGAUUAAAGUACCAUGAUGGGACGAACCACAUUUUGACAUGUGUCAGUGGUCGCUAUCUCUUCCGUACAAAUUACGUCAUUCUGCACAUUUAACAGUUUAUACACUUGAUAUAUGUUUUUUUUCCAAAAGCGACUUAUAAGAUAUGCUUUCACUGGUGCUCCUUGGGAGUUGAACCCUAGAACAUGGCAUAAUAGAGCCAUGAACAGUUGAGCUACAGGAACGUCCUGAAAUAAAACAUUUACAUUUCAUGUAACAUGGACAAACAUAUUAUUCAAAUGUAAACCUUUUACGUGCUAUCUAAGGUGGACUUGAGUUUAGAAAGAUUCAUUGUGGCGUAAAGGCUCAUUUACACCAAGAGCAAUAAAUACAGUACAAUAACUAUACUAGCGUCCACACUGACAGAUGUUAAAAUUCUAAGCUGGAGCAUUUUACAUUUUAAAUAUGCAAGCCCUUUAUACUCAUAUAGAUUUUUCAAUGUCAAUGUUUUAUGAGCUGGAAAAAUUGCUCUUAAAGUUAUACCAAUUAUAUCGAUCUUCUGUACAGUUACUGGUCUCAUAUGAAAUGCAUACCAGUUUUUGCAGCGCCACAAAAAAAUAUUGCUACAGUUUUGAGACACAAAUGUCCACUGGGGGCGCUAAAGAGAAGGACUGUAUUGGUCCGCUAGAUGGUUGAGUGCAUAGUGCAUGCAUAAUAUGUAAUUUGGGACACAACACAUUUCUAUUUCUGUUUAUGUCUUUAUGCACUUUUCUUAAUAAGACAUCCUUUAAAUUGUUUAAAAAAUUAUAUGUGUUGUCAGCACAGUAAUUACACUGUAUGCAGUUGUUUUGGUAAAAUAGGAAAUAUGUCAUCUUGUAAACCACGCUACACAUUUUGUAAUUGAAACGGGUGUGACGGUGAAACAGUAAUUAAAAAUGUGAAAGAGUGACAGAUGAUGACAGUGAAAUAUCAGUUAAAGAGAAAAUCAGCUAAAGCGUCUUGUUGCCAUAGUCAAUAGGCUAUAUGUUGUUGUAGUUAUACUAAGUAAUCCUCUUAAUGUGUCACAAUGGAAUUAUUGCAAUGAAGGGGUGAUAUAGUGGGGAUUAUCGCUUACAGUACAUAGUGGUUUCUUGGUGUGUGUAGUUUUUGGGACGUAUCGAGGUGGUCCGUCCAGGUGGGAUGCAGUAGAAGCCCUGCAGGUGAUAUAACCACAGAUGUCACUGUACCAUUACACAAAAAGAUGUUCACAUUGUUCAAUCUUUGCAUUUACACUGUCCUUUUCAGAACCCUAAUACAGAGGGGAAUGAUGUGGAAAUGAAGAAAACUAAAAAUAAAGUACAUCUGUUUCUGACCAGAAGUGCGAUUCAUAUCCUGGAACACAAGACAAAGAUGAGGAAACGUUUGCACUUCAGUCGGAACUGGAGGCUGUGGAGAAGCAGAUCCAGGAUCUACUAGAGAAGCAGACACGGCUGCGAGAACGUAAAACGGCGCUGGAACGCGUGUUUCUCUGCACAGAGCCCAGGCUUCAAGAACACGGUCAGUGCAAAUGAACUUCACUCCUGCACCGGCACACCCACGCCGAAAGGCACGAGCCAGGACUGGAGCGAUGACCCAACCGCCGCCACCGGUCUUCGAGAUCCCGACCAGGAACCGCUUUGCCGCCCUCUGCGAGACGGAAUGCAACGCUGUGGUCAUCGGAGACUCAAUCGUCCGCAACGUACGCGCUUCCUCCAUUAAAGGUAAGGUGCGCACUCAUUGUUUUCCUGGCGCCCGUGUUCUUGAUGUCUUUGCGCAGGUACCUGCGAUCCUGAAGGACGAUGCUAACGUCGGAGCUGUCGUGCUGCACGCGGGGGUGAAUGACGUCAGGAUGCGGCAGUCGGAGAUUCUGAAGAGGGACUUCAGGAGUCUGAUCGAGACGGUACGCAACGCAUCGCCCACGGCGAGGAUCAUCGUAUCAGGCCCGCUUCCUACCUACCGACGAGGGAAUGAAAAGUUCAGUAGACUAUUUGCUCUAAAUAAAUGGUUGAUGUCAUGGUGUAUUGAACAGAAGCUGCUCUUUGUUGAUAAUUUUGAUCUGUUCUGGGAGCGACCUAGGCUCUUCCGCCCUGACGGCCUGCAUCCCAGCAGCAUCGGAGCGGUUCUUCUGUCUGACAACAUCUCAAAGACGCUACGCACCACUUGACUACGUCUCCCAGCGGGAGAGAUUCCGCCAGGCCCAGAUGAACGUCAUAUGCCCAUCCACAACUAGAGAUUACGCCAGCUACAUCGGAAAAUCCCGUGCCAUCCUCCUGCGAGAGCCUGCGGACUGACUGACCAUCCAGCUCCAUCCAAGGCAAUUCCAUCACCACCCAAGAAAAAGGCGACCAUCUGGCCGGCCCAGCUCAGACAAUUCCAUCCCCAACCGAGAGCAAAGACGGACUACCUGUCACAUAAAUGCUAAAUUUACAAUACUUGGUAUUUAAUGCUAAACUUACAUCACACGACAGCAGUUUGAAGUUAUGGCUGCACUCAGUGACUUUGAUUGGAGGUAGCUGGGUGGGUGUUGUAGGGAGUGGGGGGGCUUGUUGGUUGUGGUUCGGGGCGUUUCAUUUGUUGGGACUGUGUGGGUCUGGUCUGGUUGGUCUUGUUUUGUGGUCGAUGUCGGACAACAGAGGAAUAAAGUUAAUUAUGCCAUUACUACUUUUCCCUGGUUGUUCCUCUGUUGUCUGUUGUUGAUCGCGGAAUGGGACCGGGUUGGACCUGCACGGUUUCGGCGGGUGGGGCUUCCUGGGUCGCGGCUCGUGGGCUCUCCCUGUUCUUCGUGGACGUUGCUCGGUGGCUUUGGUCGGGGUCACUGAGUGCAGCUAUGACACGUCAGAGGAGAUCUGGCCCUCCCGGCUGAGCCUGGUUUCUCCCGAGGUUUUUUUCUCUCCAUUUAUUCAUCAUUGGAGUUUGGGUUCCUCGCCACAGCAGUGCAGUGUUGGCAUGCUCACCGGGAGACUGCAUUUAUUUAUUUAUUUAUUCAUUUAUUUAUUAGAUAUUAUUUAUUAGAAUGAUCUUGCUUGGUCUAUAAACACCAUGCACUGUGCUGUGUUUUACCUUUCUGUGUUUUUCUUAUUUGCUCCUGUAAAGCUGCUUUGGAACAAUGCACAUUCUGAAAAGCGCUAUAUAAAUAAAAUUGAAUUGAAUUGAAUUGGUUUUCCGGGAGAAAUGUCCAAUAAGGAACUAAGAAAAGUUGUCACGAAACAGAU
Molecule: messenger RNA, 5794 nt
Organism: Triplophysa rosa
Lineage: Eukaryota; Metazoa; Chordata; Actinopteri; Cypriniformes; Nemacheilidae
Product: platelet glycoprotein IX-like
Exons: 4
Coding region: 1897-2604 (235 amino acids)
Source: RefSeq, a predicted model, not a curated record